Molecule: messenger RNA, 2658 nt
Organism: Scheffersomyces amazonensis
Lineage: Eukaryota; Fungi; Ascomycota; Pichiomycetes; Serinales; Debaryomycetaceae
Gene: SET2
Product: histone methyltransferase
Exons: 1
Coding region: 245-2563 (772 amino acids)
Biological process (GO): regulation of DNA-templated transcription
Cellular component (GO): nucleus; chromosome
Molecular function (GO): histone H3K36 methyltransferase activity; protein binding
Source: RefSeq, a predicted model, not a curated record
GAUCCCGAGCUUAGUAGCUUAAGAGUUGUGUGUUGUAUCUGUGUUUUAGUAAAGGACUCCGAGUGGGCAUAGUUUCGCUUUUAGUUUUUAGUUUUAGUAUUAGCUUUAGCUUUAGUUUUGGAGAAAUAAAGGUACGAUAGAUUGAAAUUCAUAUACAUAUUCAUAUUCAUAUUCAUAUUGAUAUUGAUAUUCACUAUAUAAAACAAAGCAGAUAUAAUUGAUUUUAAAUUACAAUUCAUAGUCAAUGACGGAUCAUUCAGAAUCAGAAACAACUCCAGGGAAUACCCCUGUACCUGAUAAACAAAGAACUCCCGCUUUAUUUCUAGAUGAGCCUGAUAAAACUGAUGAAGCUAAAUUAUCAUUCGUGGAGAUACCAGAAUGUACUUAUUCUAAUAAACUUGUAGGAUCUUCAGGUCAAAAAGAAUAUAUGACAUGUGAUUGUACUGAACAGUGGGAUCCUGAAACUCAACAAAAUUUAGCAUGUGGAGAUGAUUCAAAUUGUAUAAAUCGAUUUACUUCAGUAGAAUGUGUAAAUGGAGAUUGUGAUUGUGGAGAUAAUUGUCAAAAUCAACGAUUUCAAAAGAAAGAAUAUGCUUCAGUUUCAGUAUUUCAAACUGAAUUAAAGGGGUAUGGACUUCGAGCCAAUACUUCAAUUAAUGAAUCAACAUUUAUUUAUGAAUAUAUUGGUGAAGUAAUUGAUGAACCAGCUUUUAGAAAGAGAAUGCUUGAUUAUGAUGCAAAGAAUUUUAAACAUUUUUAUUUUAUGAUGUUAAAGAAUGAUUCAUUUAUAGAUGCAACUGUUAAAGGUUCAUUAGCUAGAUUUGUUAAUCAUUCUUGUAAUCCCAAUGCUUAUGUUGAUAAAUGGGUUGUUGGAGGUAAAUUAAGAAUGGGAAUAUUUGCUAAACGAUUAAUUCAACAAGGUGAAGAAAUUACUUUUGAUUAUAAUGUUGAUAGAUAUGGAGCUCAAUCUCAACCAUGUUAUUGUGGAGAACCUAAUUGUAUUAAAUUUAUGGGAGGUAAAACUCAAACUGAUGCAGCAUUAUUAUUACCUGAAGGUAUUGCUGAAGCUUUAGGAGUUACCCCUCAACAAGAAAGAAAAUGGUUAAAAGAAAAUAAAGCUUUAAGAUCUAAACAACAAAGUGAUGAUACAGCAAUUAAUGAAAAAUUUAUUAAAGAACUUAUAAUUCAACCAUUACAAGAAAUUGAAGUAUCAAAAGUUAUGGGAGCAUUAAUGAAAUCUCAAGAUUUUACAAUUGUAAAUAAAUUAAUUCAAAGAAUUAAUUCUUCACGAGAAGAAAAUAUUAAUUUAGCAAUUAUUAGAUUUCAUGGUUAUAAAACUUUUUCAACUAUAAUUCAACAAUUUAAAAAUUCAGGUUCAAAUAGUUUAAUGAUUAUGAUUCUUGAAAUUUUAAAUAGAUGGCCAAAACUUUAUCGGAAUAAAAUUUCUUCAUCUCAAAUUGAAGAUGUUAUAAAAGAUAUUCAACAAACUACUGAUAAUAUUAUUAUUAGAAAAUUAAGUACUAAAUUAUUAGAUGAAUGGAGUAAAUUAGAAAUGGCUUAUAGAAUACCAAAAAGUAAUGGUGGUAAUGGAGUUGUUACUGAUUUAUCACUGUAUGGUAGAUCAACUCGAACUCCAGAAACAGAGCAACAACAGUAUAAUCAACAAGAAAAUGUAGAAGAAAAAGUUGAAGAAUCUCAGGAAGAUGGUGAUUUGCCCCCAGGUUGGGAAUCAGCUCUUGAUCCAGGAACUCAAAAGAUAUAUUAUUAUCAUCGAGAAUUACAAAAGUCAAGUUGGGAAAGACCCGUGGCAACUCCUCCUAUAGCUCCAAAGGGUCUUACGCCUAAACCUAGACAAACUAAUGUUAAUACAGGUCCAUCUAGAGAUACAUUUAGAGAAGAAUUGGCUAAUGAACAAGAAGAAAAACUUAAAAGACAACGUGAAGAAGCUUAUAGAAAAUUAAAGGCUAGACAAGAUCAAUUAAAAGCGGUCAUUGAACAAACAAGACGUGAAGAAGAAGAAAGAAGAGAAGCUGAAUUAAAGGAAAAGCAAAGAUUAUUGAAAGAAAGACUUGCAGCCAAAAAGAAAGAAUUAAAGAAAAGAACAUCCAUAUCAUCUAGUCCUUCAUCUGCUUCUCCUUCAUCGAAUGGAAGUCGUAAUCAUCAUCAUCACCAUCACCAUCAUCACAGUAAUCAUGGUGGUGAUCAACAUCCAAAAGUUUCAUCUUCAAGUGAUGCUACUGAAAGUAAAUGGAGACACUUAUUUGCUAGUCAUGUACCUAAUUUAAUUAAAAAGAAAGCAGGAGAUUUACCAAAGGAUGAAAUUAAAGGAUGUGCUAAAGAUAUUGCAGCAAAUUUAGCUUCUAAAGAGAUUAAGAAAGAUCCUAAAGGUAAAGUUCCUCUGGAAUUAGAUAAACAUAAACUUAAGAAAAUUAAAGAAUUUGUUGAUGCUUAUAUGGAGAAAUUUUUAACUAGAUAUAAUGCUAAACAUAAUAAAAGAUCUCAUGAAGGAUCUGAUCAAAAUGGUGAAGAUGAAGGAGGAGAUUCUAAGCGUACAAAAGCUUAAUUCUUACUUAUGUAAAUUAUAACUGUAUAACUGUAUAAUAGUAAAGUCAUCUCACUACAAUGGAUCUCAUAGAUUAAAUUUAAAAUUUAAAAAUU